AUGAUUAAAAAUUUAGCUAUUGUUAUGUGUAUUACGAUGGUUAAUUCCAUAACAUUAAAUCUAAAUGAGAUUUGUUAUUGUUCUCAACUCAUCUAAGAAUGGGAUUGUAAUGACUCUCUUUAGGGGUGCAUUUGGGAUAGUAAAUCUCAAGUAUGCCAAGAAAUUCCUUGUUCAGAGCUCUCUUUGCCUAAAUUUUGUUAAAUGUAACCAUAGAGAUGUUAUUGGAAUUAGAAUAUUGGUUGUUUAAACUUUACUGAUUGUUCUAGUCUUAAAGGAUCAUCUUAAUCUAGUUGUAUCGAAUAAAACAUUUAUUGUCCUGCUUCAAAUGGAACAAAUUGUUAAUCUAUAAAUUAUCUCUAAACUUGUUCAUCAAUUACUACACCAGAUAAUUGUAACAAUUACUUUUCAGCUACAGGAUUAUGUAUGUGGAAUGGAAAAAACUGUAUAUAAGCUACGUCUUGUUAAUAACUUUGGAGUAAUUCGACUCCUUCUUGUGAUUUUAGAGGAUGUUAUUUGAACAACGAAACACAAUAAUGUUUACCAAAAAUUUGUUCUCAGAUUUAAAGUGAAUUGUAAUGUUAUGGAAUAUUAACAUUUGGACCUUAUUUAAAUAAUGUUAUUGGAUGCUUUUGGAAUUACUAAUUAAAUGGAUCAUCUGGAUGUCAAGAAUUUUCACCUUAAUUAGUGAUGUAUGCUAAUUGUGAUGAUUCUAGCCUAGGAACUUAUCAUUGGAAUAGUAACAAAGAAUAGGGACAGUGUGUUCCUUGCUUUUAAAAAUUGUUGUUUCUAUCCAUUGUUAUAACAAUAUUAUUUUGA
Paramecium sonneborni is the source of this 816-nucleotide messenger RNA. The record is from the annotation of a GenBank genome assembly. Lineage: Eukaryota; Ciliophora; Oligohymenophorea; Peniculida; Parameciidae.